CUGGUCGCAUGUGCCUUCGGCACACGUUUGUCGGCAUGGGUAUGGGGCACGGGCAUCUCCCUCUCCCUACUUUUUCGUUCCCCUACCGCUCCAGGGAUCCCUUACCCACUCUUUCCAUCUCCUUCACUCCUACCCAUGCUUUUUCCCGCCGUCGCGGCGCCGGGGUGGUGGGGCGACAAACGCGAGAACCUCGGCAACGGCAUCGCGACGCUCAUAGCCUAUCGAGGCUCCGAAACUACACCACCUUAAAAAGACAGAUAAAUUCUCCCAAGGGGAAAACUGACCUCGACAGUGUGUUUACAUUUGCCCGUACGAUAAAUAUUUACAUACAAACUCAGGAGAAGAUUUGAAAGAUUUUUUUUCAUUUCGUUUUUUUUUUUUCAAAUUGAUAUUAAUUUUUUUCUCUACCUAUCGAAGAAGAAGAAGAAGAAGAAAAAAAAAGUAAAAGUACGAGGAGCACAAGGAGGGUUUCCGAAUCGACGAUAUUUUAUUCCGAGAGAUCAUUUAUUUGUAUUUAUUGAAUAAUAUAACAAAUAAUUCGAUCGGCUUUCCACGUUGUUUGAGAAAGCAAGAAAAAAAAAAAUAUUAAACCAAAAACGAUAAAGUUAUUCAACGACGAUAUACGUUGUAUAUUUUUUUAAUUAUACAUUUAUAUAUAUAUACAAAAUAUAUAUUUGUAUGCUGUGCUGAUCAGGAAGUUCUUCGCGGAUUAACGGAAUAGAGAACAAAAAAAGAAACCAAAUUCAAAUUAUUAAAGAACAGCCGUAAAAUUAUUCUGUACUAAGGAUGUCGAACAAGAUGCACGGAGCCCCUCCUGUUCACGGGGCUAAUUUAAUGAUCGCAAUGGGGAAUGGUGGAAGUGCGUUGGAUGUGGAGAUGAGUUCGUUGUCGUCGUCAACAAACGAACGUCCUCAAAUCAGGAGAACGCCUAUGCGGCCAAUGAUUGCUGAAUACGAUCCUAAGAAGCAAGGAGUGAAAACAGAACUCUCAGACAUGGUGCUUGUCAAAUACAAGUGUGAGAAAAAUGAAGUGCCCAUCAGCGUUACCAAUGGCUCAACCCUCCCCCUCGUCGAACGUCCCGACGACGAGGAGGCAGCCCUCUACAAUCCAUUCGAACACCGGAAACUGGCUCAUCCAACUUCCGAUAUGGACACUCUCAUUCAUCUACUUAAGGGUAGUUUGGGAACCGGCAUCCUGGCAAUGCCUUUGGCUUUCAAAAACUCCGGAUUAGCUUUUGGACUUAUAGCCACAUUCUUCAUCGGGGCUGUUUGCACCUAUUGUGUUCACAUUCUGGUUAAAUGUGCCCACGCUUUAUGUAGGCGGACACAGACGCCGAGUCUUGGUUUUGCAGAUGUUGCCGAAGCAGCGUUUCUCGUUGGACCCGAACCUGUGCAAAAAUAUGCGAGACUUGCCAAAGCCACGAUUAAUACCUUCUUGGUAAUUGAUCUGAUCGGGUGCUGCUGCGUGUAUAUAGUAUUCAUUUCUACAAAUGUUAAACAAGUUGUGGAUUAUUAUACGGAGAGUGAAACGAAUCUUAGAAUAUUCAUGGCUGCACUUCUACCACUGCUCAUAGUCUUCUCGUUAGUCAGGAAUCUCAAAUAUCUUGCUCCCUUCUCGAUGAUUGCCAAUAUUCUGAUUGCCACCGGUAUGGCUGUAACUUUUUACUACAUAUUCAGAGAUCUUCCAAGCAUCGAGGGAAAAACGCAUUUCUCAACUUGGCAACAACUACCAAUGUUCUUUGGAACUGCCAUCUUCGCUCUUGAGGGCAUCGGUGUCGUUAUGCCCCUUGAGAACAACAUGAGGACCCCACAGCAUUUCAUCGGUUGCCCGGGAGUCUUGAACAUUGGUAUGUUCUUUGUCGUUCUUCUUUACAGUUUGGUUGGUUUCUUUGGUUACUUGAGGUAUGGAGAUAAGACUCUUGGAUCCAUCACCCUCAAUCUUCCCCAAGAUGAAAUACUUGCACAAUCCGUAAAGCUCAUGAUCGCUAUUGCCAUCUUCUUCACUUACGGUCUUCAGUUUUAUGUGCCAAUGGAAAUCAUCUGGAAAAAUAUCAAACACCGUUUUGGAUCGAAAAAACUCACAGCUGAGUACAUCGUACGCAUUGUUCUUGUAAUAUUUACCGUCGUCAUUGCCAUCGCGAUACCAAACUUGGGACCAUUCAUCUCCCUCGUUGGGGCGGUCUGCCUUUCGACUUUGGGUCUUAUGUUCCCGUCAAUAAUCGAACUCGUUACCGUAUGGGAAUUGGAAAAUGGUCUGGGAAGUUAUAACUGGCGGUUAUGGAAGAAUAUCGCGAUAAUAUUAUUUGGUGUUCUCGGUUUCGUCACCGGAACAUACGUCAGUCUCCAAGAGAUCAUUGAGAAUAAGUAAAAAAAAUGAUCGCCUCUGGAAUUUUCUAUUCAGAUCGCUUCGGGGUAGUCAGAAAAGAUACUCCGAAUCAUCUAGCGGAUCAAAGCUAGAUAAUCUGCUAAGCAACACCACGCUGAUGAUAUUGCUUCGAAGACAUACUAACUACAAUCUCUCUGAAAAAAAAACACAGUAACCACGUAUGUAGUCAACUAUAUCAGCGUAUUAUAGUUCCUCCUUAGGAGCAAUUUGAUUGUAUUUUUUUGUUUAUUUUUUUUUUUAUUCCUUCUGCCUUGCAAGUAUUAUUUCACAAUGAGGAAACGACGGAUAUAGUAACUGUAGAAUCUGUUUCGUAUAAAUGCAGGUACCGAUCGCAUAAUUUUCAGGGAAAAAUUUGUUUUAUAUUGAAAUUUUGAAUAAAAUAAUAACAACGAAAAAAUGUGAGCGUAACAAAAAGUCAGCUGAGAAACCGUACAUAAGAUAUCACUGUAUGUAUAUAUACGCUCUGAUUAUAAAGGCAAUUAACGGAGAGAACUGAGAAGUGCGUAUAUAUUUGGCGUUGUAUUGUGAAGUUUGUAGAGCAAAGAUAAAAGAGGUCAAAAAUAAUGAAAAGAAAAAAAAUAAAUAAAUAAAAAUCAUAAUUAGAUACGAGUCACGUGGAUUGACGGGGUGUAAAAAUUACCAACUUACCGUGUUUCGUUUUCCAAACGAACUACUGCAGGGCGUGACAGCCGAAAGUCAGACAAUAUAAACUGUAUACGGACGUUGUGUUAAACUGCGACAAAUUUAACGGUCGGAAAACAGCAUAAGAUACGUACGUACAUUGUAUACAUAUGUUCAUAUACCCGGCGAUUGAUGAAACGAAUGGAAUUUAUUCUAAAUUGCAGUAUGAUGAGAAAAUCAUGGGUUAUGCGUUGCCAUACGCGGGAAAAGAAAAAAUAAUCGAAUAAAAUUAAUUGAAACGAAUAAAUUAAUUAGAAGAUUAUAGAUAAAAUAUUUUGACCAAAAUAAAAACUAAAACAAAAAGAAAGUUGUGCGUGAAUAUUUUGAAAAUUUUCGUAUAUUUACAGUGGAAAUAACAAAUACGAUAUGUAAAUUAUUCAGCGGAAUCUCAGACCGAUAGAACAGAAAAAGCAUGGCGCCGCCGUCCGGGGCCUUAUAUAUUCUUUUUUUGUAAAUACAUACACAUUAAAAGCAACGCAUCUCAACGACUACAUUAUAAAUAUAUAUUGAUAUAGUUUAUAUACAUACUGCAAAUUCAAAUGUGUAUAUAUACAUAUACAUAAAAGAAAAACAAAAAGAAACUGUAAUUUAGACUAGAAGCGAUCUUGCCUUGUACGAAGCGUAGACAUGAAUCGUAGUAGCUAAGUUUUAGUUAGCGAACUACCUGGGCAAUCUUCAUGACCUGUUUUGGAUCCUCGAUUGAUUUGAAUUGAAGACCCUGAACUUGCCAAGAAAGGGGCUCAGCGCGUCAAGGCAACCCUAAGGCCCUUCUGUGAUUGGCUACAGGACGGAGCGGGAGCUGUUCCAUAACCCUGUAGCAAAUUCAUUUAAGUUCAUUCUUUUUACAAUUAUAUACCUAUAAUCUUUGUGUCUAUGCCAGUUUCGAUUCAACUCACGUGAUUCCUAAAAAUCAUGUAAAUAAAACAAAGUUGAAUGAAAAUAACAAUUCAGCCAAUCGAUAACUUUGCAUCUAAGUGAUACAUGUAUUCAUCAAUAUUAUUAUCAAGAUCAACCACUAGGAUUCACGUGAUAUUCAACGAAAUUAAUUGAGCAAUGCGAAUUAUAUGUCACCCCCAACGAGCGAUGUCGAUUAUCUUACAAUUAGAUUAGUUCGAUUAUGAUAAGCACUAACAACUAGUAACAAAUGUCUCAUAUUAUAUACCAUAUUCAUAUAAAUACCGAUGUAAAGACAUCGCUCAGAGGUGUUUUAAUAAUUCAGGAAUCGCGAGCCAAACGACUCUUUGCUUCUAGGGUGGCAUAUUAGGAUAGGUUUUUUUUUUUUUUUUACCCUCAUAAGUCGACAGAGAUAUCAUACAUUUGAUUAUUUAAUUAAUUAUUAUCAUUAUUGUUAUUAAUGUAUCACCUUGGUCUAUUAGCUGUUUGAGUUUAUUUAUUUUUUUUCCUUCUUUUCUAAACGCAAACAGCUAAUAUUGUCCGAACACACAACUACGCACUUGACAUGAUUUGUAAAGACACAUAUGCAACAUAUAUACCUAGUAUGCUAAAUGAAGUAUUAUUAAAGAUUAUAUAUGUCGCUCUGUCAUUUACCGAGGAAUAUUGAAUAUAUAUAUAUAUGUAUUUAUUUUGAUUUUUUUUUUGUUUAAUUUUUAUUGUUUUUUCUUUCUUUCAUUUGCCUGUGUAGUUUUCCUCGGUAAAUACAUAAUCACCAGAAUUAUUAUUAUGAUUAUGAUUAUGAUUUUUUAUCAUCAAUUGUUAUAUCUACAUCCAUUUGCCAUCAAAUGUAGAAAAUGGUAGCAAAAUAGAAAAAAGUUGCAGGAAAAAUUGAAAUUUAUUGCGAUCAAAGCGAGUUGUUGUACAAUAGUGGAAAAGAAAUUGAGCACUCAUGGAAUAGGAAAAAAGUAAGAAGCAAAUGAAAAAAGAAACAAACAACGGUGCAACUUUAUCUUAAAGAUGGAUUCGUUUUCAUUUUGAAAUACGGUUCAUGAUUCAGGAAAAAGUUCGGUUUAACACAACACAGCUUUAUAAGUAUUAGGUAAAUUAUAUAGUAAUUUCGUAAUUCUUUUUUAUUCGUGCCUUGACUAUAGAAAAAAGAUGUACAAUUUCGCCUUCCAAAUGUUAGCAAAAUAUAUAUGAAAGAAUAAAAAAAAAAUGAAAAAAAAAUUUACUGAAUAAAAGAAAAAUCUUGAAAAAAAAAAAGAAAAAAAACCAACAAAAAAAAUGUUGUUACUUUCGAAAUCGUUGUUGUUCGUUAUGCGUAUAAAACGCCGCGGUGUUCGCGUGUAUAGUAAAAAAAAAAGAAAAAAAAAAACCAAACUGUUAGUGAAAUUACGGCAUUUUCCUAGUGAGAAUCGUACAAAAAUGAAAAAUU
Molecule: messenger RNA, 5395 nt
Organism: Athalia rosae (coleseed sawfly)
Lineage: Eukaryota; Metazoa; Arthropoda; Insecta; Hymenoptera; Athaliidae
Product: proton-coupled amino acid transporter-like protein pathetic
Exons: 6
Coding region: 787-2367 (526 amino acids)
Biological process (GO): amino acid transmembrane transport
Cellular component (GO): vacuolar membrane
Molecular function (GO): amino acid transmembrane transporter activity
Source: RefSeq, a predicted model, not a curated record